Molecule: messenger RNA, 420 nt
Organism: Trichoplax adhaerens
Lineage: Eukaryota; Metazoa; Placozoa; Uniplacotomia; Trichoplacea; Trichoplacidae
Exons: 2
Coding region: 1-420 (139 amino acids)
Source: RefSeq, a predicted model, not a curated record
AUGGUAUCGUACCGUGAGAAUGGGACCUGGAAUAUCACAAAAAGAGGAAACUGUGAUGGAAUAAGGAAGACUACAGCAAGAGACGACAGAAUAAUAAUCAACGCCGUCAAAACAGACCCAUUUAUAAACAGUAAGGAAGUAGCCGGCAUGGUAGCAGAGAUGAUUUCUCGUAGAAGCGAUGCUUCUAUGGUCAGGCGUCAAUUAAUUGGAAAAAAACUUAAAGCGAGGCAUCAAGAGGUCAAGCCAUUGCUAACGGAAGCCGCAAUUUAUAAAAGGGUCCGAUGGCCAGUAUGUAAGGCGCCCGCGGUACCUCCGCUAUUAUCCUUAUUAUACCAGAAAAUCGGUGCGCCAUUCUCCAUCCUUUAUGGUAUGGGGGUUCUUCUAUGCCGCAGGAGUGGGAUGUUUGUUCUUUCUCCCUAA